Messenger RNA from Microthlaspi erraticum, 477 nucleotides. The record is from the annotation of a GenBank genome assembly. NCBI's taxonomy places the organism in Eukaryota, Viridiplantae, Streptophyta, Magnoliopsida, Brassicales, Brassicaceae.
AUGGUUGAGGGUGAGUCAAGCAAUCAAGCAAUGCAAGCCGAGAAGAGGAUGGAUCAGAGGAUGGAAGGGUCUGAUGCAGAGGAGUAUGUCUACUCUGAGGAACAGUCUGAGAGUGAGAGAUUGAGGGAAGAAAGGAGAACCAAGAAGAGGAAUGACCCUAUAGUAGUGAGAUACCCACAUGAUGACACCAUGAGAGAUCUUGGUAUCUUUGAGGAUGUGGAGUUGGUGCUCAAGAACAUGCAAUUGGGGAAGUUCUUCUCUCACCGCAUGGAGUCUUACAAGGAGUUGACUUGUGAGUUUUUGGCGUCGAUGAAGCAUCACGAGUUUGAUGAGCUCGAUCGAGCGUUUGGGUUCACCUAUGGAGAAGGUAACCUAUGGAACAUCAAGGAAGAAGAACUCCAAAGAGUAUGGGCUACAAUCGCUGAAGAGGUACUCUUCCUCAAGGUCCAAGGCUGCCAGAUCAGAGCCUGUGCUUGA